Messenger RNA from Amphibalanus amphitrite, 4807 nucleotides. RefSeq names its product anoctamin-1-like. Gene Ontology annotation, biological process: chloride transmembrane transport. Bases 48 to 2843 code for a protein of 931 amino acids. NCBI's taxonomy places the organism in Eukaryota, Metazoa, Arthropoda, Thecostraca, Balanomorpha, Balanidae. Gene Ontology annotation, molecular function: protein dimerization activity; chloride channel activity. The record is from RefSeq and is a predicted model, not a curated record. The transcript is spliced from 19 exons. Gene Ontology annotation, cellular component: plasma membrane.
ACUCCUAUCUCCAGACGGCGCCGGUGAGCCACUGAGCCGGUGAGAAGAUGGCGGGCGCUGAGCCAGUCACCCGGCUCUCCCAGCUCCAGGAGCAAGACGAGGUGGAGCUCAUCUCGGUUAGCUCCGGACCGGAGCUCACCGCCGUGCGCCAGGGCAACGGCAAACACCCACCCCAGUACCGACCGGACCAAUAUUUCCGCGAUGGCGUUCGGAAGGUGGACUUUGUUCUGGUCCGAUCGUCGGACCUGCCGCCCUCGCACCACGCACACGACGCGAGACAGGAGAUCUUCGAGUCCAACCUCAGGAAAGAGGGUCUGGAUCUGGAGGAGGACCAGAUUGACGAGAACAGCCCGCUGACGUUCAUCAAAAUCCACACGCCCUGGGAGGUGCUCAGACGCUACGCAGAAAUCCUCAAAAUCCGAAUGCCGAUGAAACUGCCGGCUGGAAUAAGCAAGGAUGAAGCUUUCAUCAAGCAGGUUCCCGUCAUCCGGGAGAUCACAGAUCUGGUGGACACGUUCGAUAACAGCAUGUUCGGGGUGAACCCCAAGAAGUUUCCGCCCAAGAACCAGACCCUGACCGGCGUCUACAGCAGGGACCGCGAGUACCUGUUCGACAUGUCGGCCGGUUUCUUCACGCCGGCGGUGAGAGCCCGCGUGGUCGCCUUCAUCUUACAGAGAAAGUGGUUCGUCGAGCACGACCCCGAACAUGAGACGGUGAUGGACUUUGGCAUCAACAGACUGCUGGCCGACAAGACCUAUCUGGCCAGCUAUGCGCCGCACGAGGGCCCUCUGGACUCGAAGGACAACGCGCGUUCCAAGCUCCGCUCCGAGUGGGCCAGCCUGCGCAAGUUUUACCGGCACCAGCCGCUCGACUACGUGCAGGAGUACUUUGGCGUCAAGAUCGCCAUGUAUUUCGCCUGGCUGGGCUUCUACACGUACGCACUGAUCCCUCCGGCCAUCGUGGGCAUCAUCUGCUUCGUCUACGGCUUCGCCACGCUGUGGGACGACAUUCCGAGUAACGACAUUUGUAAGGACACGGAGGUGUGGAUGUGCCCCAUCUGUGACGUGUUCUGCGACUUCUACCGGCUCAAUGAGACGUGCGUCUACGCCAAGUUUACCUACAUCGUCGACAAUCCGUCCACCAUCUUCUUCGCCAUAUUCAUGUCGUUUUGGGCGGCGCUGUUCUUGGAGCUGUGGAAGCGCUACUCUGCCGAAAUCACCCACCGCUGGGACCUUUCCGGGUUUGAUCUCAAAGAGGAACACCCGAGACCGGAGUACCUGAGCAAACUCAAGGAUCAACGUCAGGAGGUGAACAUCGUUACGAAGCAGCUGGAGCCGCACGUCAGUUUCUGGAAGAUGCGCCUACCCAGAAUGCUCAUCAGCGCCUCCAUCAUACUGCUGCUGAUCGUGGUGGCGAUCGCCAUCAUCGUCGGCGUGGUGCUGUACCGUCUGUCUGUGAUGGCCGCCCUGGGCGCGCUCACCUACUGGAACAGCGGCUACGACCACAAGGUCUACGUGGAGACGUACGGACCCAUCUUCGUCAACGCCACGGCGGCCACCAUCAACCUGCUGAUCGUGCUGCUGCUCAACCAGGUGUACAACCGCAUCGCCGGCUUCCUAACCGACUUGGAGCUGCCGAGAACGCAGUCCGAAUACGACGACAGCCUCACGCUGAAGAUCUACAUGCUGCAGUUCAUCAACUACUACUCCUCCAUCUUCUACAUCGCCUUCUUCAAGGGAAAGUUCCACGGCUACCCGGGCGACUACAACCGGAUCUUCCGCUACAGACAGGAGGAGUGUGGACCCGGGGGCUGCCUAUGGGAGCUCUCGCUACAGCUGGCUAUUAUCAUGGUUGGCAAACAGGCGCUUCUCACCAUCUGGGAAAACAUCCUACCGAAGCUGUUUUCGUGGCUGAGCGGCCUCAGUAAGCUGCUGUACGACAGUGAAGAAGACAAGAAGGAGCUGCCUCAGUGGGCGGCCGAUUUCACGCUGCUCAGCUGGGGAACCCAGAGCCUGUUUUGGGAGUACCUGGAAAUGGUGAUCCAGUUCGGCCUGGUGACCAUCUUCGUGGCGUCAUUCCCGCUCGCUCCGCUGUUCGCCAUCCUCAACAAUGUGCUGGAGAUGCGGCUGGAUGCGCGCAAGCUGCUUACCUUCUAUCGGAGACCGGUCGGACAGCGAGUCAGGGAUAUCGGCAUCUGGUACCGCAUCCUCAACACUGUCGGACGGCUGGCCGUACUGAGUAAUGCGUGUAUCAUCGGCUUCACGUCAAAUCUGAUCCCGCGCCUGGUGUACCGUCUCACGGUCAGCCAGAACAACACGCUGGACGGCUUCAUCGACAACAGCCUGUCCGUGUUCAACGUGGCCAACUUCAGCUCCGAGUUCCGGCCCAAAGACCAAUCGGCAGAUAUCGAGGUUUGCAGGUACCUGGACUACCGUAACGGACCGGAUGACCCCGAUCCGUACCAGCCUUCGACGCUCUACUGGCACGUGCUGGCCGCGCGACUCAUGUUCGUUCUCGUCUUCCAGAACGUGGUGUACGUGAUAAUGCAGCUGGUGUUUUGGAUCACGCCGGAUAUUCCGCGGAAGCUCAAGGAGCGCAUCCAGCAGGAGAAUUACCUGGUGCAGGAGAUGAUAGUCGAGAUGGAGCUGUUCCGCUCGCGCGGUGAGGACCCCAGCAGCGUGGGAGAGACGCUUCUGCACCGUAUCAUCGGCGACCCCGAGCAAUUGGAGGCGAUGAGCUCACGCCCCGACGGCGUCACCCGAAGAAAUCGCCAGCGCGAUCCCUUCCCGAAGUCCAGUGACCAAAUCAUCGGCUCCGGCAGCCAUCUUCACGCCUGCGUCUAGGGCGACAUCUACCGGUGACCCGAUAGCAGUGACAUCUGCAGGCCGGCCCGGCAGCGCCACCUAUAACACUACACAGUCAUUGCACAUCCGGUUCUACAGAAAAGCUGUGUACUGGAGUCACUAGCGAUUCUGUCACAAGCGUCGUUUCAGUAUGGUCUGGGUUCCGCUAUAUCCGAUGCCGCUGCGUUUGAUCUGUAUGGUGUGAGGCUAGCAGGUAUUCGAAUAUCGCGUCUCGCUUGUGAAUGUCACUGACAGGGUGAUUUAGAUCCGGCUGGGGAAAGUUUGAGCCAUUUUCUGGCGAUAUUGGAUGCGCUAGAGCCAUCUUCCUGUCAUGUAAUUGAUCCAGCUCUAUCGGCGCAGCCAACUUGUGGCUAUCGUCUGUUGUAUUGUGUUCGUGGCUCUCUAAUAGUGGUUCUCUCGUAUUGUGUAUGGUGUGAUUACCAAAGUGCUCUGAACCUCUUCGGACCGAGUUUUUGGCUUUAUACGCGACCUGUUGGUCAUCGCUUGUCUGAUGCGACCGGAUCUACGACAACCCAGGUUCAGACUGGAGAUCGUGUUCAAUGAGCCUUAACGACUUACUGCUGCUCAGGUGAAUCGCAUAUUUUUUAAGGUAUUUUUCAUAUGCUUAGCCCGAAUUUAUAGUGUUUUGAGAGACUUACUUUGUAUUGUACAAACGCUACAUGACAUUUUGUCUGCUUGCUAGCGCGUACAAAACAAAUAGCCCGGUUAGAUAUACUGGAUACGAUGCAUCUUAAUCGUGAAGUUAGUUACUAUUUCAUAUAAAUUUAUUGCAGGCUAUGUGCGAAUGUUGCUCGAGUGAUUGCUAUUGCCAUGUCUGUGUUAUGGCUUUUUUUGUGUGUCUGUCAGAAAAUCAAAAUACUCUGCUUCCUGUGUCAGGCUGCCUGUGCUUUUCAGUUCAGCUUUCACAAAGUGAUUCUGCUGCAAUAUGUGGUAAUCACUAAUCAUGAGCUACGAGUGUUAACAGAACAGAAGGUGCUUGCCAUGGUAGCUUAUUAGAGCUUUAGAAUCUGCCAAUGCUAUACUAUUUUUAACUGAGUUGUUUGAUUCGGAGUUUCAGCUGUCUAUUGAACAAGAUCGCUCCCUGCUUCACACCCAAAAUCAUUGUUGAUUUAUUUGGACGAAAAUUAUGUCCUAGUACGUAGGUAGUUCAUGUGAGGUUUUGUCGCUUGAGGUGCUUGUUACUUGUAACUGCUGCUAUGGUGUUGCUGAUGAUUAUAGCAGGCGUAUACUUGUGUGCAAGCGCUUGAUGUGGAAAUGCGCCUUUCUACGUUUUUUUUUUGUUAUUAAGGCGCAGCCUUUCUUUCUUAUGACUUGCUUUCACAUAGUGUCACGCUGGCAUGCAAGUGGGAUACUCUGCCAUUGCCAGCCACGCCGUUUCUCUGGUAGACUAAGGAUUGUAUUGUGCUCAAGCUAUUGUGUUGGUCUUAGUUUUAGCAUGGUUUAGUAUCGACUGUCAUAUAGUAGUAUUUUGUUGCUGCUCCCCCUUUAGAUAAGCAGAUCCUUAUGUUAUUGACCAAAAGCACGCAUUCUUUAAGUAAAGUUCUUCUUGUUUUUUUCUUUCUUUACUGCAUGUCCUUGGUUUGCUGUGUCUUUGUGAACCAUUUCGCACAACUACGCUCGAUUUGCGGCUGUACGCUGACGGAUAUAUGCGACAAUAAGAGGUAUCUACAGUUAUUUACUGGUAUUAAAAGUAAUGGUAUUUACAGCUAGUACUUAGUACGGCAGCGUGUGUCUGCCCACCGGUGACCUCAGAUGCGCCUUCCGUACACGGGUCAGCAGCGUGUCGCGCCGAGUUAGCGUGGGUACUCGCCCAGCGGGCCCCUCUCUGCUCCGUCGUGAGGCUGCCGCUAAUGUCGUGCCUACAAACGCACAACCUGUGCCGUCUUAUUUAGCCUACAGUGUAUAUCGUGGUGUGCGAAAUAUAGAAAUAUACAACAACCUGC